CCAGACCAGAGCGUGUGUGCCUUGCGCGUCUUGCGGUGUACGCGUUGUGACGAUGGCAGCGGAGGGCUACGGCCAGGCGUCCGAUGGCCAGGUUCUCAUCGGCGAAGCGAGGAAUCUUGUCUCCCAACUCUACGACCCUGCCAAUGCUGGCAACCCCGCGAAGAUCAAGCUCAUCCAGGAGCACCUCCAAGCGCUGCAGAAGGGACCCCAGGCAUGGCUCAUCGCCAAUGAUUUGCUCGGUAGUGAUAGCACUGACGCGAGGUUUUUUGGGGCCUUGACCUUUACGGUCAAGAUCAACCACGACUGGCAACAACUGGGCGAGAGCGAUGCCAAGGAGCUUCUGGCACGGCUGGUCGACCAUUAUGUGUUUUUGGUCAAUGGCGGAGAGCGGCCAAUGGUGAUCCGGAAGCUGGCGUCGAGCUUGACCACGAUAUUCUUGAAACCAAAUGCCCCCUGGGUGCAAGCUUUGUUGAAUCUGGCUGCAUCGCUGGCGAAUGGAAAGCAUAUUCCAGAGGAACAGUGCCGGUCGCUGGAUCUGGUCAGUACUGUCCUUCCGGCGAUGACACAAGCACAAGUGGUCGCUCUGCUCUACUUUUCAAAUAUUUUGGCAGAAGAGGUCAACAAAUUGAGCACCGAGGCAAGAAAGAGUGAUGACUCUCAUCGCGUGGGUGCGAAUAUCAAAGACGCAUUAAGCCUGGUGGAUUUCGUGCUACAACACAUACUCCAACAGGAGGCAUCCAACCACCCAGUUGCCGAUAUAGCGCCAGGGGUUGAGGCGAUCAAUUCUUAUCAUUCCUGGAUGUGCGUUCGCGGAUCGAUCCAAGUUCAUGACUCGGUCGCAGCUUCUCAGCUAGCUUCGACCACAAGAUGCGUCAUACAGAGCUUGAACGUUUCACAGAUGUCAAAGACUGCAACCCAGGUGAUCAUUGAAUUGAUCGACUGGCGGGACAGCGCCUUCACCGAAGAAAAUAUUCACUCGAUUUUGAAAUAUAUCAUCGGUGACCAUGGUACUGCACAUAUCGUAUCCCUGAUGGACGGCGACUUUGACGAUGACAACAUGACUUAUCUGGAACUUCUCUUGGCGUAUUCGACUCUGAAGCAACGGGAACUCUUUGCAGGACCUCUGACGCCAGAAUACGAGAAGAUUCUAACACUGCUCCACACCCUCUUUAAGGCUCCUGGAUACGCCGCGGUCGACGACUUGGCGUCGCCUCUAGUCCUUGAAUGGUGGACGGAAGUUGCCGACGAUUUACAAGAAAUAUUCAUGGAUGCCGAAGAAAAGACUGGCUUUGAACAUGCAAGACAGAACCUGGCCCAAGCCGCCAUGGACUGUUUUGAAAAGUUGAUGUACCCCAGCCCCGAGGAGCUACGAACGUGGAGUGACGAUGACCGAGCUGAACUCAGUUUUUUCCGACGGGACGUCUGUGAUUUCCUCUUGGCCAUCUAUCCAAUGCUCGGCGUCGAGCUGGUGCAGGUUUUCCAGCAGAAAUCCAAGACAUCGCUGGCGGAUCAGGACUGGAAGGUGUUUGAAGCAGCAAUCUUCUGUAUUGCGCAAUUAUCCGAAGCCGUUGACGAGAAUCAGCAUGCCGAUGACUGCCUCAAUGCAAUCUUCUUCGCCGAUGAUUUUGCCCAUUUGUGUAGUGCAGAAAACGUUCAGAUCACAGACAAGGCGCGCCAGACGCUUGUGGACAUGCUCGGGAAGUAUCAGUCAUACUUCGAGCGGACACAUACCCUACUCCCUCGGGUCCUGACUUUCCUGUUCGCGUCUCUCAAUGUCACAUCCAGUGCUGCCGCAGCUUCUCGGUCUAUCUCUUAUCUUUGCAAGUCGUGUCGAAAGGCAUUGACACUUGAAUUACCUGCGUUCAUGGAUCAAUUCGAAAUUUUCAAAUUCAAAUCAACAGCAACAUCCCAGACCAUGGAGCGAGUGUUGGAAGGCAUCUCGGCAAUCAUCCAGACUCUGCCGAGUGAUGUGGAAAAGGCCCAAUACCUAGAGAGGAUCUUACAAUUCUUCGUGGUACAGGCGGAAUUGGCACGAGAUGAGGCCAGCCGAGGUCUCCUAGAACCUGCCGUUAGUCGGGCUCAACUCGUCCUGCGAUGCGUUGCGAGUGUUGGAAAGGGCCUCCGUGCAGAUGCAGACAUCGUCAUUGAUUCCAACAGUAACACCAACGAGGCGCCGUAUCAAGUGACAUUUUGGAACACAGGAAACGGUGCUGCUUCGCAGAACAUGAUCAUGCAAUGCAUGCAGCUGCUGGUGAAGGAUUUCUCCGCAGACAUCACCAUUGUGCAAGCUGCCUGCGACAUCCUCAAGGCUGGCUACACAGAGAAGACCGGCCCAUAUAUCUUCCCACCAAUGGUCACUGUCGACUUUGUUCGGAAUCUCCCACUCGGUACCCCGGGUGCCGAUAUUUUCAUGGGCACUGCCUCUGCGUUCCUCGCGUCUCACAGUUCACAGCCGCAGCUCGUCCGCGAUGAAGCUGUAGCUCUGGUCACCCAUGUGUAUCACAUCUUCUCACUAAUGUUGGAAAACCAACAGUUCUACGACCCCGAACUGGCGAACAGCGGGAUUGACUUCCUCUCUCGCCUUCUCCCCAAAUAUCACCAGAUGCUCUUCACGCUGACCACACCGCCACCAAGCAAGCCCACCGGCCCACCGAUUCUGCAAGCGAUUCUGAACUUCACGGUCGUUGCUCUGCAAGGCCCCGAACCGCUUCCCCUGCGAUCUGCCUCACAGUUCUGGAUCGGAGUCUUUAAUCUGCCCAGCAGCAAUACCUCGGGCGGGUACGACGCCGUGCAGAGCGCCAUCAAGGAGUAUCUCCCGGCGUUGUGUCGUGUGCUCAUGACGCAGAUUGCAGGCCGAUGCGCCCGGUCCGACGUGGAGCAUCUGUGCGAGGUUCUGCGCCGGAUCAUCUUCAAACAACAGGGGCUGGCAAAACCGCACCUGGCCGCCACGCUGGCCGAACUCCGCCGGCCCGAGGGUGAGACCUCGCUGCCCUCGCCCGAGGAGCGACAGCGGUUCCUGGCCUCGCUGCUGACUGCGCGCGGGGGAAAGUCCCAGACACAGCAGCUGACUCGAUCGUUCUGGGUUCAGUGCCGGGGGACGGGGUUUAAUUAUGCACGAGAUGCUUGGUCCUAGAGUUCGCCGAAAAGAGACAAUUAAUUUGUAGCUACUUGAAACUGGUAAUUCAUACUACAGGCCUUUAUAAGAAAUGCGAUUAUCCCAACAAUUGUAUCUCUGUACCUAUUUGUGUACAAAGUGGAUAUGCACUGCCCUCUCAGCCACACUGUGUAUGCACGCUGUGGCGGUGUAUCAGGCCUCACAACACGCAAGGCUAUGAGAGCC
Messenger RNA from Penicilliopsis zonata CBS 506.65, 3340 nucleotides. RefSeq lists its product as hypothetical. Gene Ontology annotation, biological process: protein import into nucleus. NCBI's taxonomy places the organism in Eukaryota, Fungi, Ascomycota, Eurotiomycetes, Eurotiales, Aspergillaceae. Gene Ontology annotation, cellular component: cytoplasm; nuclear membrane. The transcript has 5 exons. Gene Ontology annotation, molecular function: small GTPase binding. The record is from RefSeq and is a predicted model, not a curated record. Bases 53 to 3133 code for a protein of 1026 amino acids.